Theobroma cacao (cacao) is the source of this 1316-nucleotide messenger RNA. Its product is annotated as branched-chain-amino-acid aminotransferase 2, chloroplastic-like. The record is from RefSeq and is a predicted model, not a curated record. Lineage: Eukaryota; Viridiplantae; Streptophyta; Magnoliopsida; Malvales; Malvaceae. Gene Ontology annotation, molecular function: branched-chain-amino-acid:2-oxoglutarate transaminase activity. Gene Ontology annotation, biological process: branched-chain amino acid metabolic process.
ACUCAAACCCAAAAUGCUACUUCUGAUUUCGUACACUGCAUCAGAGCAACCUGUUGGCUUCCUAACGUACUUAUCCUUUCUCUUGAUUGCAGCUAAGAUUAUGGCUCCAGCACCAGUCUCAUUCACAUCUGUUACCAGAGAUGGUGAAGAAACAUACGCUGACAUCGAUUGGGACCAACUUGGUUUUGCUCUAACUCCGGCAGAUUACAUGUAUGUAAUGAAAUGCUCUAACAAAGAGAACUUUCCACAAGGACAGCUUGUUUGCUAUGGUAAUAUUGAGAUAAGCCCAUUCUCUGCAGUUCUGAAUUAUGGACAGGGAUUGAUUGAAGGUCUAAAGGCAUACAGGACAGAAAAUGGUGGAGUUUUGCUCUUUCGGCCAGAUGAGAACGCUAAGCGCAUGCAAAUGGGUGCACAAAGAGUGUGCUUGCCAUCCCCAUCUGUUGAGCAAUUUGUUGAAGCCAUAAAGCAAACUGUCCUUGCCAAUAAGCGUUGGGUGCCUCCGCAUGGAAAAGGGUCAUUGUAUCUUAGGCCUCUGCUGAUGGGAAGUGGACCUGUUUUGGGACUUGUUCCUGCUCCUGAAUGCACUUUUAUGAUAUCUGGCACUCCCAUUGGGAACCACUUCUUGACCAAUCACGGCGCUGCAAACUUGUAUAUUGAGGAUAAGCUUCCCCGUGCUUCUCCUGGUGGAACUGGAAGCAUCAAAAGUAUCACCAAUUACUCACCUGUUUUCGAAGCAGUAUCUCAAGCCAAAGCCAAAGGAUUCUCUGAUGUCCUGUUUUUGGAUGCAGCAACUGGAAAAUGCAUUGAGGAAGUUUCUUCAUCUAACGUCUUUAUUGUCAAGGGCAAUGUUAUUUCAACUCCUCCAAUAAAUGGAACUGUUCUGCCUGGAAUAACACGAAAGAGCAUCAUGGAACUGGCUCUUGAUAUGGGAUAUCAGGUUGAGGAGGGCAAUAUCCCAGUGGAGGAUCUGAUGAGUGCUGAUGAAGUGUUCUGCACAGGAACGGUUGUGAUUGUUACUCCUGUUGGUAGCAUAACCUACCAAGAUACAAGGGCUGAAUACAAGACAGGAGAAGGAACAGUAUGUAAUAAACUGCGGGCAACGCUUAGCGGGAUUCAAAUGGGUCUUAUCCAAGACAAGAAGGGAUGGACCGUUGCACUUGAUUGAGCUUCUCCUUUCUCCCUUCGCAAUGCAGUGUUGAAAAGUGCACUCUCUCUCUCUCUCUUUAUAUGAUUAACUUUGAGGCUGUCUGUCAUGUUGACAGCUUCACUUAAUAAAUCUAUCAGAUUGAAACGAUACAUUAUUUCUUAUUUACGUA